AUUGAAGAGGAGCUGCAAUAGCGUCUAAAACGUGUAAACCGUCUAAAACAACUCUGUACCACUUCACCUUCUUCCUCUAUUCCUUCCGACUUGGAAGUUGAUAGAGAAUCAUCUUUCUACAAAACGCCCCACCAUACCUUCUUCCGUCUCGUGAUCUCGUUCCGACAAUUACCUCCUAAAUCUCCAACGUCCGACGGAGCCGUUACAGAUAAUAAGGGUAUAGCUCUUCAUAACUACGAGAUCGUGAAACGAAUUCAAACAAAAGACCACCUAGGUACCUUCCUGGUACCACGGAACGUAAUAUACAAAGUAGCGAUCAUAUUUGAAGUCAUGCGCCUAAUGUGGACGUCUCGAUGAGCUUGCCUUCCCCGGAGAAAGACGAUGGGGCUGUCAGUAUGGACGAUGAUCACCUAGAUCUAUCUCCUGAUGGAGAUGCGGCAUCAAGCGACGAGGAGACAAUUAAGCCGGAACACGAUGCGGAAGAUGAGCACACAGAGGAGGGAGUUGAAGGGGAGUCAAAGAGCGUCGCCUCCGAUCAGAGUCUAGGAAAUCGAGCUGUCGCGAAUCGGUAUCGCCAACUCCUACGAGAUCGCGAUGAUGAUGAUGCUUUGGAAGCAGGAUCCAGCGAGGGUCUACCUCGAAGACCCGGGAGCCCCAUUGGUUCCUUACUUUCUGUGCCCGAUGAUUCUCCCUCGCUCCAAGGUUCCAUGAUAUCCUCUCCUGGGAGUAGUAGAGUACCUUCUCUCGCUUCUCGCGCUGGGCUUAACAGUCCCACACCCUCAUUCAGGCCCUUUGAUAGGCGGUUUCAAUCUCGCAUAGCUUCACCUUCGGCGUUGUCUCCUCGACCGUCUUCGCCUGCUUUUCUGGCGGGACAUAGCAGGCAGGAGUCCAUAAGCAGCCAAUUUCCACUGGAAUCUAGCGAGACCGAAACUCCUACGCCGCCGUGGGAGGUCGUACGAUGGACUAAACUAAAGAAGCUAAACGGACAGACAUUUUCUGAAGCUGGAAGGCGCAAUUUUGGCUCACCUACCUGUAUAGCUAUUUCUGCGUCCAUCGUGUUGGGCACCACGAAAGGCAUAAUCCUAAUGUUCGAUUAUAAUCAAAAUCUAAAGAUUAUCAUUGGCCCAGGCACAAAAGCUGUUGAAUCUGGACCCAUCACCGCUAUUGCUAUAUCCGCAGAUCACACAACGAUAGGCGGUGGCCAUGCGAGCGGUGACAUAUUCACGUGGGAUACCAGCCGAGUCUCUCGCCCCUUUCUCCAUAUUCCUCCCCUGGAUUCAACUCAACUACAAAAUCGGGCAAUGGACGGUCAUAUGCCUAAUGUGGCAAUAACUCAUCUAGGAUUUCUGGGCACUAGGCACACUGCUCUAGUCUCCGCCGAUGACCGCGGAAUGGCAUUCUCUCAUCUUGCGACGCGUGGCACCGGCGCUCUCGGGCGGACGGUCAAGACGGUAAGGAUAUUAGGUCGCUAUCCAGAUGCUCCGCCUCCCACGUCAGGCAAGCCCCUGAAACCCAGCACUGUCUUGGCCUUUUCUCCGUUGCCGCUUGGGAAUGUGGAACGGGCGACAGAUACGAUGGGUCUUACGGCAAUGCUUACUCCCUAUUUACUAGUCAUAGUCUCGACGACGCCAGUUGCGCAGACACAGCACAAGUCGGCCAGGCCAAGAGACGUAGCACCACACAGCGCUAUGACUGGCUGUCUGGCGUGGUUUCCGGCUGUCAAACUGAAAGUGCCCGAUCCUGUCACUGGUAGCACUAUAUCCAAAGUCAAAUUAGUCUACUGCUGGUCGAAUGUGCUCACCGUCCUAGAUGUGGAUGAGAUACCUACGAACGACAGGGAUAAACCUCCCGCCCUCAAAUUCAAAGCGCGCAGCAGAUGGACUUGCGAAGAAGCAAUCGUAGCAGUACAAUGGCUCAGCCGCUCUGUUUUGACUGUCUUGACGAUCACGCAGAGACUCAUUGUCCUAGAAGAUCGCUCGAUGAGGAUGACGGAGGCUUUUGAUCUGAUCCAUAAGUAUAUCUAUCAUGCUGAUCUCUUUUCCGCCCAAUUACACAAUUUGGUUGAGCAGCUCGACGAAGACGACACGUCAAUGCACGGUGUUGUCGCAGAUGCUUUCUAUAUGAGCUUCAAGGCGUAUAAGGGCCGCAUCUUCCUACUAGGGUUCAAUGAUGUAUCCAUCGGUGCGUUAUCGAACUGGGCUGAUCGACUAAUAGCGUUGAUGGAAAACGGCGAUUAUAUUGGUGCAAUACAGUUAGCAACAACAUACUACACUGGGGAUGCAAAUAAACUAACCGUCGGCCUUCCGGAAGAUGCUACCCUCAGACACCGAAUGGUACGUGAUAAGGUGAUGGAGAUCAUGAGUGCAUCCCUGAAAUAUGCAUUCGGUCAACGGCAGAAAAACAAGGCAUCGGUAGACGAUCAGCAUCUGCGACAACUCGCAGAAACCUGUUUUAUCGCCUGCCAAAGUGUGGGAGACCAGGAUUUCCUUUUUGAUGAGAUGUACGAAUGGUACGAAGACGCCGGUGUCGAGGGUAUCUUUUUAGAGGUGUUAGAACCGUAUAUUCUCGAAAAAACGAUACUUAUCGUACCGCCUACCGCCGUUAAGGCUAUGGUUACUCACUACGUCGGUAAAGGCUGGGAAGGCCGCUUGGAAGAGGUUAUAUGUCAUAUGGAAACUGCCACUCUCGAUAUCGACCAGAUAACUUCGCUUUGCAAGCAGCAUGGUCUUUAUGAUGCCCUUAUUUACGUCUGGAAUCAGGCGUUAUUUGAUUACAUCACGCCUCUUAUCGACCUCCUUACUCUACUAAUACCUCUGGUACAAAACACAGAAUAUACAAAUUCCGGAGAUUUAAUGGAAGAUGAGAUAUCUGGGGUUAAUGCGCUUAAGAUGUUCCCAUAUCUCUCUUACACAUUAACCGGAAGGGUAUACCCUACGGGUGAUAGGAUGGAAGAUGGAGUCGCUUCUCAGGCCAAAGCUGAGCUCUACUGGUUUCUCUUUUCCGGGAAGAGUAUAAGCUGGCCUAAGGGCAGCGGCAAAGUAUUUCUCACACGUCCGAAAGAAGCGGAAGAACCAUCUUUCCCAUAUCUAAGGAUGAUACUGCAGUACGACGCGCCGAGUUUCUUAAGCGCGCUGAACGAAGCGUUUGAAGAUUCCUUUCUGAACGAAUCUCAGGAGAAACAACUCAACGGUGGGACCAGAAAAGACUUACCAGAAGAACAAAUAUUCGGCUUAACUGUCGACCGCCAGUACGUCAUGUCUAUUCUAUUAGAGAUCAUGAACCCGAACGACUUUGCACCAGAGGAUACUAUAUAUCUGGAUAUGUUCAUAGCGCGGAAUCUUCCUAAAUUCCCGCAAUAUCUUCUCAUAUCAGGUUCUACACUUGACAAAGUCCUCGCUGGGUUAUGUAACUAUCCUGGUAUAGACUUAGCCGAAGACGCCCAAUUGAGUGCGGAAUAUCUACUCUCUAUAUACCAGCCGCCAGACAUAUCAGCAAUGAUACCCCUAUUCAAGAAGGCAUGCUUCUAUCGUAUCCUAAAGCGGAUAUACAGGAAUGACAAGCAGUACGGAAAGCUAUUGCAGACCUACUUUGAGGAUCCAGAAGACCAAGUAGACGUUUUCGACUGCGUCGCGGAAUGUUUACGGCCCCAGGCCAAUCUUACCAAGAGACAAAUCCAAGAUGUGCACGACGUUAUUAAGAAUAACUCGCGGGACUUUGUCGAGCUCGACCCGAUAAAGGCGGCCCAGAUCAUAGCCGCGUAUGCACCAGACCUACAUAGGUUUGUCGUGGACUCACUUGAAGAUGGGUCGGAGUUGCAGUUCGCGUACCUUCAGGCUCUACUUGAGCCCGACUCUGAAACUUCAGGACAACCAGCUGCAAAUUUAGACAGAGAUUUCAUUGAGCAAUACGUCCAGCUUAUGUGCCGGUAUAAUUCUUCACAUGUCUCAGAUUACGUCGGUAUUGUACAAGCUACCAAUCUAAGGCUCGACAAGCUACUACCGGCUAUGGAAGAUACCGGUGUCGUGGACGCAGUAGUUAUCCUCAUGGCCCGAGAAGGACAAGUUCAAGAUGCAAUGGGCCGCCUAACUAAGCAUUUGGGAACUCUAGAGUCAGCUCUCAAGGGACUAGUGGCAAAUGCAGAUGAGCAUUUCGAGGACGUAGACGUCAAGGAGUCGGCCGAAGAUCUUCUCAGGGGACUGCAGAAGUAUACGCAUGUUGGUAUCUGGCUGUGCCAGGGACAAAUGAAGAUGGCUAAGAAGCUCAAUGCGGUCGGUCGACGAAACUCGCCAUCGCCAAGCGAACUUACCUCCGAUGAAGCAUUAUGGCUCGAGUUAAUAGAUACCACGGUUCAAAUCACGCGGCGUUUAUCAUCUGUUGUCACGCCAUCUAAACCGAUCAGAGUCUCUAGUACUGCUUCUCCAUCCCCGGUUCUCGAUAGCGAUAAGCUCGUGGGACUCCUGCGCUCCCUCGUUCAGCACACAUUCACGGCGCUUAUGACAGCAACAUCCACUCAGAAUGGGACCCUUCCUACCAACCGUAUAGCGAGCUCGGGGGGCAGUCUCACGUUUCUUCGGAUCCUCCGAGGCUUCCUAACUCGAGCAGCUGCCACUUCGCCUAACCUUGCAGACCUACGAGCUGUUCUAACUUCGAUUUUCUCAGCAUAUGCAUAUGAGGAAUCCAUCUUACAGCUUUCAAAUAGGCUCUUGGAGCAGCAGCUUUUCGUCAACGUUAAAGAGGCGGUAGAGCUCCGCCAACGAGGAUGGCGACCUAGAGGGUCUACGUGCGAAGCUUGUGGGAAACGAGUUUGGGGACCUGGGGUUUCUGGUAAUGUUUUUGAGGCCUGGGAAGAGAAGCAGGCUAUUGAAAACAAGAGACGGGAGCAAAAGAAGGCCGCUUUGCUCAACCAGUCUAUGACGCGCGGAAAGGGCAAAGGUGAUUUGUCGCAAGAGACCGAAUCUUAUGCCGGAAAGGGGAAGGGCAAAAGCACGGAGCGAAGCGAUGGUCCAGGCUCAGCGGAGGGACAUGCCGCUAACGGUGAACAGGGCAUUCACGGCUCUGCUGUCGAGCCAAAUGGAGAUGAUUAUGGGAAGAGGAAAGACCAACCCCUAGGUCCGCUCGUCGUCUUAGCUUGUAGGCACAUAUACCACAAAGCUUGCCUAGACGCACUGCAAGCGAAGGAGGCAGCAAAAGGUGACCCCAGAGAAGUGGACGAGUUCGGUCGCGAGAGGGAAUACAGAUGUCCUAUUGACGGUUAGGAUAAAGAAAAAGGAUAAGACGGAUGUGGGUUUGGCCGUUGUAUUUACGAAUGUACACUACGACAGUUACAAGCCGUCGACACUCGAUAGAGCCACUUAUAAAUAUAAUAUCGGAGAGAUUUAACAUACGGACCUAACCUAUGGACCGAACCUAUCUCCAUCGAACAUAUCCGUGGGAAUCCGUAUCCACACAAUCUAUAUACAUGAUGCAUACUAACGAACACAACAAGCAAGAGAAAGAAGACAAACGAAAAAGAAAGAAAACGGCAAAAGAAAUGUAAAAAAAAACGUACAACACCGGGGAUUCGCCGGUCGUCACCGACCCGACUACUAGUCCGGCAAUAUGCAGUUUAUCUAUGGGAGAGCGGACGGGAUCCCGAGUUUUCUACAUUUUAUGGCCGUACGUGGAAGAAGAGUGCUUAAUUGUGAGUUAUAUCUUCCUCUUCUGAAGUAAGGGGGAAAAGGGGGGAGGUACUUGCACCCACAUCCCUCCCCACAAAACAAACUUAGGUAAAGCUAAGAGGUACCUAUCUCUUUUUUUUACUCCGCAGAAACCUUAACGAGAUACAGUUUGUCAUUAGAAUAAUGGUAAUUAUUAUUAAUUUUAUAAAAGGAUACU
Daldinia caldariorum is the source of this 5874-nucleotide messenger RNA. RefSeq names its product Golgi CORVET complex core vacuolar protein 8-domain-containing protein. Gene Ontology annotation, biological process: endosomal vesicle fusion; protein targeting to vacuole. NCBI's taxonomy places the organism in Eukaryota, Fungi, Ascomycota, Sordariomycetes, Xylariales, Hypoxylaceae. The transcript has 3 exons. Gene Ontology annotation, molecular function: protein binding. The coding region runs from base 354 to 5255 and encodes 1633 amino acids. Gene Ontology annotation, cellular component: late endosome; HOPS complex. The record is from RefSeq and is a predicted model, not a curated record.